This is a messenger RNA of Oppiella nova, 471 nucleotides long. The record is from the annotation of a GenBank genome assembly. Lineage: Eukaryota; Metazoa; Arthropoda; Arachnida; Sarcoptiformes; Oppiidae.
AUGAAUACUUUAUUAAUAAUCGCCUUAUUAUGGGUUGCAGUCACUGCCGACUACAGUAUUGAAGAUUAUAAAGCCGUUAGAGAUUCUUCACGUAAUUUCACGGGUAAAGUGAUCUUGGUGACUGGAUCCAGUUCCGGUAUAGGGGAGGGUAUCGUAAAAUUGAUGUCCAUAUUAGGUGCCAAAGUGGUGGUCACCGGUACUACGGAUGCAAAGGUUAAAGCGGUUGCCAAAGAGUGUGAAGACCUAUCGCCCUAUAAACUAAAGCCCCUCGAAGUGGUCGCAGAUCUGACCAAAAGUGAUGACUUGAAUCGUGUGAUCGCAGAGACGGUGAAGACUUUCGGAAGACUCGAUGUUUUGGUGAAUAACGCAGGGAUUCGGUCACAACUGACCACUAUUUUGCAGACCGAUGUCAUGAAGGCCUGGGAUCAGCUCUACUCCCUUGACCUCAGGGCUGUCGUAGAGCUCACACAU